Molecule: messenger RNA, 1287 nt
Organism: Gordionus sp. m RMFG-2023
Lineage: Eukaryota; Metazoa; Nematomorpha; Gordioida; Chordodea; Parachordodidae
Product: nuclear transcription factor Y subunit gamma-like
Exons: 6
Coding region: 43-1047 (334 amino acids)
Biological process (GO): regulation of transcription by RNA polymerase II
Cellular component (GO): nucleus; CCAAT-binding factor complex
Molecular function (GO): protein heterodimerization activity; RNA polymerase II cis-regulatory region sequence-specific DNA binding; DNA-binding transcription activator activity, RNA polymerase II-specific
Source: RefSeq, a predicted model, not a curated record
UAAAAACACAAUUUUAUUGAGAGAUAAGAGAGCGAUAAUUUUAUGUCAGAAUAUUCAGUUUUAGAUCCUGAAUCACAGCAAAAGAUCCAUGAAAAUUUUUGGGAAAAACAAUCGAAGAUUGUUGAUAACAUUAAUAUGAGAGAUUUACAUUUAAGAAUCCAAGACCUACCUUUAGCCAGAAUUAAAAAAAUUAUGAAACUUGAUGAAAAUGUUAAGAUGAUAAGUGCAGAGGUACCUAUAUUAUUUGCUAAGGCAGCUGAGUUAUUUAUUAGUGAGAUAACAAUGAGGGGUUGGUGGUGCACGGAAGAAAACAAAAGAAGAACCUUACAAAAAAGUGAUAUAGCAUUAGCAGCUAGUAGAUAUGAUCAGUUUGAUUUUCUCAUUGAUAUUGUUCCAAGAGAAGAAAUUAAAAUGUCUGUAAAAAAGGAAAAUAAUUCUACAUUCAAUUCACUUGUCAAUAACCAACCCUCCUUCACUCAAACUCCUCAAAUACAAUAUUAUUUUCAAGUUCCCGUGAAUCAAGUUCCCGUGAAUAAUGUGCCUAACCCAAAUUUAAACAUGACCUAUAAUCAAUUGAACGCGAUAAACAGCAAUAACUUAAAUAUAAGUUCUAUACCAACAUUAUUAAAUCACUCCACUUCCCAAAAUCUAUCACACGCAAAUAAUCAAAAUAAAGAAAUUAUUAGAAAUAAUGAAAAUGUUAGCACAAUGUUGUCAAGUAUAUUGGGAGAUGAAAGCCCCACUAGUCGAAAAAAUGUAAUUACUUCCUAUAAAAAUAGCACUAAUCAGACAUUUAAUUCACCCAACUUAAACACAUCAAAUUUAAGUUAUGAUAAUCAAAAACUAAUGCUAGAUGGAGGUAAUACCACAAUUAAUGUAAGUUGCGAUCAAGCUAAUGAUAGCCCCUUGCAGCAAGCCAUUAUUUCUAGCCUUAAAAAUAAUAAUGAUCAAGAUAACGCCAAUAAUUCUCCAAUGGUUUUUCAAAUAACCCAUCAGCAAUUGGAAGCAUUAUUGGGGAUUAAAAUUCAAGGCACAACCUCAGGAUAACAUAUAUUUUUUUAAAAAAAUAAAAGUAUACCACGGGUGGAUACAUUGCUAACGUGAGUUUAAAGGACUAUUUUUCCGAGAUUUCCCUCAGUGUAAGAACUAGACAUCCGCAAAUCCCAGGCUGACGUCUAAAAAUUUGGGGCUGGUUGGGCUUUUUUAAAUAUGAUAUCAUUCCAUUUUGUGAAAUAAAUUGAUAUAUUUUAAAAUUCUUGCAAGAAACAAGGCGCCUAUAUUUUUUUA